AUGGGAAAAGAUAGCGGCGAAAUUUUACAGUUAUGUGAUGAAGCCGAAGGUUCUGAUUCGGAUUCAGAUAUUCAAAUACUUUACGAAGCUGACGCAAGCAAUGUAAUGCCUGAGCCAGACUCGGGUUUUUCUUUUUUCAUUGACACUUCUUGUACUGAUUCUUGCGAGAAAGAUUCUCCUUCAACUACUAGUAAUGGAAUUUUGAAUUCAUCGAAUAUUCUAUCUCAUUUGAUUGAAACUCCUUCAAGUGAUAGCACGCCAAAAAAUAAUAAUCGCAGAUCUGAUAGGGUAAUAUUAAUUUUUUAUUAA
Molecule: messenger RNA, 309 nt
Organism: Meloidogyne enterolobii
Lineage: Eukaryota; Metazoa; Nematoda; Chromadorea; Rhabditida; Meloidogynidae
Source: the annotation of a GenBank genome assembly